UCUUCCACCCUUCCUUUUUUUUUCCCCUCUCUGUCUGUCUCUCUCUCUCUCUCUCCGUUCCCGGAGCGGAAAUUUUUUUUUCGCGUGUUGAACAUGGUUUCGCACGGCCUCGCGAUGAACUUCAGCCCGUGAGAGGCGGAGAGAGAGAGAGAGAGAGAGAGAGAGACAGGCGGAGGGAGGAAGGAAGGCGCGGCCGGCAGUGUCGGCGUUCAAAAUGGCGGUGGUUAUCCCCCAGCCGCGCUGAGGAAGGGACUUUCAGGCCUCAAACCCCCUGCGUUCUUUUUCUUCUUCGCUCCUUGAGCCAAAGCUGACAGAACUCCAGCUUCUACUAUAGUGCUGCAAUGGAUAAUUGAGGUCAACAGCUCCAGUUAAAAAAAAAGAAGCCAACGUCCUCCACCAAAUUUGCCGGGUACGUCCUAUCAUACCAGCAGAACAGAACCAUCUGAGUGGUAAAAUAGCGUAUAGUCCAGUGGAAGUGAGCUGUCAGAAUUCUUAACAAUGAAUUCCAUCUACAUGAAGUCUCAUGGUAUCAAAUCGAAUAAGGAGAAAGAUACCUGAUUGCCAGCAACUGACCUACUUCAGAUGAUGAAAAACAAUCCUCCAUCUGUUUACUACUUGAAAGAGAUUGGAAGGUGACAACAGCACAGAGUGCCAUCUUGGGGAUUUCACUUUCCAUCAGGAGUGGUUCAGUACUAAGUUGGCUGAGUCAUGGGGACAUAUGUGCCAGACUUGGUCUGUGAUGUGGUGAGACAAACCUCCACAAGACGAAUGACCUAGGAGUUGCAUCUGUUCGUGACAUUUUGUGGAGACCAAUCUUCACUGGCUGGAUGAGGGAUUGAAGGUUGCUGAAAAGUGCCUUUUCUGAAGAUUCUGCUGCUUGGAUUUCUGUCUCUGGCUUUUUUUUUUCCUUUUUGGCUUUGCUUAAAGCAGCUCUUGGAGACGACAAAUCAUCUAUCCUUUUCGUUUUGCCGAACGCCUAAUUUUUUUUUUUCUCCCAGUUGUUUUUAACGUCUAACAGCAAGUAUUUUACCCCACUCCUUUUUUUUAUUCUCUUCACUCCAUCUUCAUCUUCCACUGUCUUAUGAUCAGUUAAUGCACGAUCUUGGGAAUAGGAGAAAGACCGAGAUCUUCACCUCCCUCUCCCCAAGAGAAGUGAAGCUUAACUGUAAAGCGAAGCACCGACAGCAACAUAUGCUACGAGAAAAUUAAUCAAAACCAGUUACUGGAGAGCACGGAAUUCCAUUGACAGGCUGCUGUUACCUUCGAAUAACUUCUUCACUUGGCACAAAAAGCGGUUAUUUUUCUGCCAACGCACAUCUAAAGGGGCUAACCCGUUAAUUGAUGCCCGCCCAUUUGUGUGAUGAAUUAUUUUUAAUUUAAGAUUGGCUCUUUGACUGAUGUCAUGUUUCUGCACAACGAUCUGACUAACUGAAAACCUAAGUGCUGAGAAGAAAAGAAAUAUAUUUUUUAACCAAAGGAACGACUUUAUUUGUUAAGUUAUAAUUUUAACUUACUUUUAUACACUUUUUUCUAAAACUGUUACUGUUCUGGGGGUUGGGACAGAAAAAAUUAAAGUGAGGGGGAUUUGGUUACCCACAUAUCCUUUCAGUUUCCUAAUAUGGCUGUGAAUGUUUCAAUGAUCCGUGACACAAAAUGGCUGACGUUAGAAGUGUGUCGAGAAUUCCAGAGAGGGACUUGUUCUCGGUCUGACGCGGAAUGCAAGUUUGCCCAUCCUUCGCGAAGCUGCCAUGUUGAAAACGGUCGUGUCAUUGCCUGCUUUGAUUCACUGAAGGGGCGUUGCACUCGGGAAAACUGCAAAUAUCUCCAUCCGCCCCCACACUUGAAAACACAGCUGGAGAUCAAUGGACGGAACAACCUGAUCCAGCAGAAGACUGCUGCAGCCAUGCUUGCACAACAAAUGCAGUUCAUGCUGCCAGGCACGCAGCUGCAGCCAAUGACUACAUUUCCUGUAACUCCAUCUUUAGCAACAAAUCAUACAAUGGGUCUUAAUCCCUAUCUGAGUCACAUGACCCAUGGGAUGGGACUGGUUCCGACAGAACUCCUGCCAAACACGCCAGUCCUGGUGUCAGGGAAUCCCACAGUUACAGUCCAAGGAAACACAGCGUCACAGAAACUAAUGCGGACAGAUAAAUUGGAGGUUUGCAGGGAGUUUCAGCGUGGAAAUUGCACUCGGGGUGAAAACGAUUGCCGCUACGCACACCCACUUGAAAUGGCAAUGAUUGAUUCAAAUGAAAAUACGGUCACAGUUUGCAUGGAUUAUAUCAAGGGCCGCUGCUCACGGGAAAAGUGCAAAUACUUCCACCCGCCCGCACAUCUGCAAGCCAAAAUAAAGGCCGCUCAGCACCAGGUGAAUCAGACUGCAGCCGCUGCCAUGGCUCUCCAGCCUGGUGCCCUCCAACCUUUACCAAAGAGGCCAGCACUUGAAAAAACCAAUGGUGCCACCACAGUGUUUAACCCCAGUGUUUUCCACUACCAACAGGCUCUAGCUAAUAUGCAGCUGCAACAGCCAACAUUCAUCCCAACAGGCUCAGUGUUGUGCAUGACUCCCACUGCAAGUGUUGUACCCAUGAUGCACGGCGCUACGCCCACCACUGUGUCCGCAACAACACCUGCUACCAACGCUCCCUUCGCAGCAACAGCAACAGCCAAUCAGAUGCCCAUUUUAUCAAUAGAUGAACUCAGUAGCAGCAUGUUUGUUACACAGAUGUAGAAGUUACGAAUAGAACAG
Rhincodon typus (whale shark) is the source of this 2749-nucleotide messenger RNA. Its product is annotated as muscleblind-like protein 3. The transcript has 12 exons. The record is from RefSeq and is a predicted model, not a curated record. Gene Ontology annotation, molecular function: metal ion binding. The coding region runs from base 1619 to 2731 and encodes 370 amino acids. Lineage: Eukaryota; Metazoa; Chordata; Chondrichthyes; Orectolobiformes; Rhincodontidae.